AUGGGCCACAGCCAUAGAGGUCAAGGCAACAAGUCCAGGGUCACCGUGCAGUGGCUCUGCGGUGGCCAGCAGCGCGCUCUCAGAGGUGCAGGACAGACGAAGACACCCUUGUGCUCUCAUUGGUCUCUCCCUUCCGCUCAUCCCCGCCUCCUGCGCCUCCUCCGGGAGAUCCCCACCAGACUGAGCCCCGAACAGCACCACGAGGAUAACGACCCAUCCUGUCACUUGGUCGGUCCUCAGCCUUUGGUCUGGGCACUCGCAAUGGAGGUCCUCAUGACCCAACAACCAGAUAAUUGUACCGAAGGGUUAUCAGAUCAGGAAAUGGAAACUGAUGGAGCUUGUGUGGCUUUUCUCAAGGUCGUACAGCCAGUCCCUGGAAAAGCCUGGAUCGGAAUCCAGGUCUACGGGUGCACAGUGCUCACGCCACUGUAUCGUGAGUCAGAGAGAGUUAUAGAUUUUGAAAAGGCAGGUUUAUUAGGUGACAAGGGAAGAUUUAGAAGUCAUCAGAUAGCUCCUUACCAUGUUUCCUUCUUUCUGGCAGCUGCAGCUGUGAAGGUCGAGCUAUGCAGAUUUAGUGGGUACAAGAUCUACCCAGGACACAGGAGGCACUAUGCCACUGUGUGGACCAACGGGAGUUUCCAAUUUCUUAAUGCCAAACACAAGUUAACAUUCCUUUCCAAGAGGAGCCCUCAACAGAUACACUGGACUGUCCUCUGGAGAAGAAAGCACAAAAAGGGACAGCUGGAAGGAAUUCAAAAGAAAAGAACCCACCACGCAGUCAAAUUCCAGAGGGCUUUCACUGGUGCCUCUCUUCAUUGCCAAGAGGAUCAGAAACCUGAAGGCAGGAGAGCUCAAGGAGAACAAGCUAUCAGGGAUGGCACGGCAGCAGAAAAGGCUAAACAAGCACCUAAAGAGACAGCAAUGGCUGCUGCUAAGUCUCCCACAAAGCGUGUGCCUAAGCCAAAGAUUGUGAAGUCUGUGACAUUUUCUGCACCCCGCAUUGGUGGAAAAUGCUAA
Molecule: messenger RNA, 1017 nt
Organism: Phyllostomus discolor (pale spear-nosed bat)
Lineage: Eukaryota; Metazoa; Chordata; Mammalia; Chiroptera; Phyllostomidae
Biological process (GO): cytoplasmic translation
Cellular component (GO): cytosolic large ribosomal subunit
Molecular function (GO): mRNA binding; structural constituent of ribosome
Source: RefSeq, a predicted model, not a curated record